AACAGUGGCGCCAGCAACUAUCACCUGAGAAUAAACUGAAAACUGAAUAAAUCUCAAUUUGUUCAAUAUUUAUUUUUUCUUUAUAACCGUAGUACUAGAUUGUUUCAUGUACUUUAUUAAUCAUGAUUCUGUUUUUAAUGUUUAUUGAACUGGCCUUUAAUCUAGAGUUUGACCACCUGGAAAAAAAGUAAAUUGUUUAUAUUAUUUUGUUAAAAUUUGAGUGGGUCUACUAUUGUAAAGUCACUUUUUUUAUAAAUAUUCUUGCCAAACUGGAGUUCAGCCUGAUGGAUGUUACCAAGGAUAACACUUCAAACAUUUGAAGGUUAACAGAAAUCUCAUUUUUGUGUGUGUGUUUUCUAUAGUUCAAGUACUCGUUGUUUCAUCUGAUAAGUCUUCGCUUCCAUCUUUAUUCAUCAUCCUUGUAAAUCUAUGGAAUUAGGACUUCGAGUUGUCCGUGGACCGGACUGGAAGUGGGGCCUGCAAGAUGGCGGAGUAGGGCAUGUUGGAACUGUUGUAGAGAUUGGCCACCGCAAUUCAUCCACUAUACCUUUUAAAACGGUUGUAGUUCAAUGGGACUCUGGGUCUCGAAGUAAUUAUAGAGUUGGAUAUCAAGGGUCAUAUGAUUUAAGGGUGUUAGACAAUGCACCUGCCGGUGCAUACCAUCCAAGAGUUAAAUGUGAUGAAUGUGGAUCCGCUGGUAUCAUUGGUAUGAGAUGGCAAUGUUCAACAUGUAUUGAAUUUGACCUAUGUACACCGUGUUACAUGAAAGGAGCUCAUGACUUGAACCAUCCGUUUAUCAGGAUUGAUACGAUUUACCAUCUCGGUUUGGAGAUGCCAAAGAGGUCCCUUAACAAUACAGUGAAAAUACAGGCCCGAGGAAUAUUUAAAGGAGCCCGAGUUGUACGAGGUUACGAUUGGGAGUGGGACCUACAAGAUGGAGGUGAUGGUAAAAUUGGUGAAGUGAUUGACAUUCGGGAUUGGGACUCAGCCUCUGGUCGCAGUGUUGCUAGUGUUAAAUGGCAAAGAUCUUCCAACGUUUAUCGUGUCGGUCACAAAGGAAAAGUCGAUCUUAAAUGUGUUGUAGAUGCUGCCGGUGGUUAUUAUUAUAGAGAUCAUUUGCCAAUACUUGGACAAAAUUUUGUUGUUUCCGGUCCACCUGAAUCUUUAAUUGGCGCCGCAGCUACAGCCAGACCUCAAAUAGCCUCAUCACAACAAAGACAACAGCAACAAUCAUCCUCUUCAUCUUCAUCUUCUUCAUCCGUCGGAGCGAUGGCUAGAAGUUGUCCUUUCAAUAUUGGUGAUAAAGUGAGAGUGGCUGUUUCCACUGUCGACGAUCUUAAAACAUUACAAAAAGACCACGGAGGAUGGAAUCCUAGAAUGGCUCAAUAUAUAAAUAAAGUCGGAAUUGUCCACCGAAUUACAGAUAAACGUGAUAUAAGAGUUCAAUUUGACAAAUGCCGAAUGCGUUGGACUUUUAACCCCGACGCCUUGGAAAAGUAUAGUUGUUUUGCAAUUGGUGAUCUUGUCAAAGUUAUUGAUGAUGAGGAUCUAGUUAAAAAACUACAGCAUUAUCACGGUGAAUAUGUACCUGAUAUGACAAAUAUACUUGGAUCAACUGGUAGAGUUGUUAAAGUUUAUACUGACGGUGAUCUUAGAGUUAGCUUCGAAGGUAAAACAUGGACUCUCAAUCCUCAAUGCGUUAUAAACAUAUCAGAAAUGAAAAGAGUUGAACAAGCUAAAGAUAAAAAGCCUGAUGUUUACACAUUAAAAGACUGGCUGAAUGAACUAGGAAUGUUAGCUGAAAGCUCAAGAGAAAUCUAUUCAGCUGAUAAACAGUCUCUUGAAGGCACGGAUCCAGCCAAUACAUCAACUAGCAGUAAUACUAAUAACAUCAACAACAAUAAUCCGACUUCGAGCAAUUCGUCGACCUCUGAUAGUGCAAGUAACCAAUUAAAUGCAACAAGCGAAGCCAACAAUACGGAUAUUAAAUGUUUGAUUUGUGAUGAAAAUUUUGCAAACAUUCGCUUCUAUCCGUGUACUCAUCAAGUUUGUUGCAGCGAUUGUAGUGAUUGUAUCGUUCGGAUGAAAAAAUGCAUUAGCUGUAAACAAGUGAUUAAAAAAUUAUUAUACAUAGAAUCAAGUAAUGGACAAAUUUACGGAAUUGUAGAUCAUGGAGCUUCAUCUUCGAAUUCAUCAUCUAACAUGUCAUUUGGUCCAUUACCAUCAUCAUCAACAACCUCACUGCUCAAUAAUUUUCAAGCCAAAUCUCUCACGAUCAAACCUGAUGGUGAAUUAAAUAUUUCUGAUCCAAUUCAAAGGUUACAAUACCUUGAAACCAAAAUCAUGGAGAUCGAAGAAGCCAAUACAUGUGGAAUUUGUUUAGAAAGCACUAAAAAUGUAAUCUUUCUUUGUGGUCAUGGUGCAUGUGCUAACUGUUCGAGUACCUUAUCAAUUUGCCAUAUGUGUCGGAAGACGAUAACUAAGAGAAUCAACAUUUAUUAAUUCUCUUCUUGCCAGUUCUUUAAACUCUCUGGAUCACUAUCAUUAUUUCAUUAGUUUAUCAUUACCAGCAUUGUCACCAUCAUCGUUAUGUUCAUCAACCAGCUCAUCAAUGGAAACUAUUUCAACCCAACAGCCUUCACUUUUUCAUGCCCCUUGCUAAUCUAGAAACAAACAAAUAUCGCUAGUUUGACAGGCAAAGCUAAUUGUGAUGCGCAUUUUGUGUUUUUACAACAAGAAAAAAAGAUUAAUUCUUUUGAUGAUCAAAUAGUUAGUAAUUAUGUCCUCAGUCUAUGGCAAGGAAAUUAGGGAUUCCACUUUGACUUAACAUUUACAAAUGAAACAGAUAACAGGCAACUUCCCUAACCCCUCAACUUACCUUGGUUAACUUUUCUGAAAUUAUUUUCUCUGGAUUUUCCUGAGUCAUUCCUUAAUUUGCUUCAUUGAUAACAAAUUUAUCCUUGAAAGCAAAGACCAUUAAAUUACAAUUAGAAACGUCUACGUUCCCUAAACUAACCAUAUGUUUCUCCAUCCCCAUGAAUCUAUCCUUUCUAUCCUUGCCAUUCUCUAUCAAUCAGGAAUAGUCUUAUUGGUUAAUAUUAACUUUAAUUGAUCCCAAAUUAUUUCUCAAUCAAAUUUUAAUUAAUUGAUUUGUUUACUAUUGUAUUAGAUAUGUUUUACUCACAUCAACCUUCAAUUAUCCUCCAAUUUCUGUUAAUCAAUUAUUAUUUACAAUCAAUAUAAUCAUGUGACACAGGUUUCUGAUGGUCGAUCUAAAUUUGAAUAAUUGCUUUUAAUUAUUCAAAUUUGCUCACUAUAUCAUCAACAAAAUCAGUAGCCUUAAAUUAACAAUCAACUUGUAAAUCUUAUUUUUCCAAUCCUAUUCAAUCAACGAUUUCAUCUUGAAAUUGCUUUCUUUCUCAUUGUAUGACACAAAAUUUUUUCAUGCGCAUUUAGUUCCAAUUAUUUGAUUUGAUUGAUGUCUCAAUUUGAUUUUAAUUUGGCUUAUUAUUUUCACUCUUCUCCCUAUUGCUCAAAGGGGUCAAUCACUAUCUCAAUCUAUCUAAUAACAUUGAGUACAUCAUUUAAUUAUACUAUUAUUAUUAUCAUUAUUAUUAUUAUUACCUUUACAAUUAUUGCACUAUCAAUUCACUCUAUUAUUUUCAAUUGCUGACCCUGUCAAUGUUAGUUAAUCAAAAAUUGCCUGUUGGAGACAAAAAUUCAGCAUCAAUUGUUAAUUAUGCUGAUGCACCUAAAAGUAAUGAUUAAAAAAAUUGUAAAUUUCUCCUUCGUCCUCGUCUCCAUCUCCAUCUUCCUAGGUACAUAGACUAAUAGCCGAUCAUGAUCAUCGUCAUAUUCAUAAGCAUAAUUAUUCGCAUUGCGAUGGAGAAAACAAUUCAAAUCGAAUUAUCAUUGAUGUUCUCUCACAAAUUCAACAUUUGAUUCGGAUAAGGUUCUAUUAAAUGACUAACGAUUGCCAUUACCAUCCUUUUCUUCCAUUUUCCUGAAUAAAUUUUGAAAGGGAUGAAUAAAUCAUACAUCAUGUUGAUAA
Molecule: messenger RNA, 4051 nt
Organism: Tetranychus urticae (two-spotted spider mite)
Lineage: Eukaryota; Metazoa; Arthropoda; Arachnida; Trombidiformes; Tetranychidae
Source: RefSeq, a predicted model, not a curated record